Knipowitschia caucasica is the source of this 1554-nucleotide messenger RNA. Lineage: Eukaryota; Metazoa; Chordata; Actinopteri; Gobiiformes; Gobiidae. The record is from the annotation of a GenBank genome assembly.
AUGAGCGGCAGCGGACUCACAGUGGACCGAGCCUGGAGCCUGGAGCCUGGAGCCCUGGAGCCUUGGAUCCUGGAGCCUGCAGCUCCAGCCGCAGUGGAGCCGUGGUGCCUUGCCGCUGAGUCCAGGCGCAGCCUCCGGAGCAGGGAUGGAGCCCUCACAGCAGCCCGGGGUCUUGGAGAAUCCCCCCAGAUGCUCCGGACGCAGAUACGAGGCACAACUGUGUCUCGUUCAACCAGCUCUCUGGCUCUGGGCGCUCAGCAGGGCUUCAGGCUCUUCUCUCUGACCACUGUGGACUCGCUGGACUGCAUCUACCACAGCACAGCAGACGGGCAGCGUGUGCGUCUGGUGGAGCGGCUCUAUGGUAGCUCUCUGGUGGUGGUGGUUAGCUCGCUCACUCCCCAUCGCCUCCACAUCUACCACUUUAAGAAGGGCACGGAGAUCUGCUGCUACAGCUACCCCAGUCCAGUGCACGUGGUCAGGCUGAACCGGCAGCGGCUGGUGGUUGGCCUGGACGACUCCCUGUACAUACACAACAUAAAGGACAUGAAGCUGCUGCAGAGGCUGGUGUGUGGCCCCUUUGGCCCCUGUGGCCCCUGUGCCCUGUCCAGUGGGGGCCCCUGCUCCUACCUGGCCUAUCCCAGCGGCCCUGAGUGUGGAGAGCUGCAGCUGUAUGACGCCACCGCACUGAGUGCACUGAGCCAGGUCUCAGCUCACCACAGUCCUCUGGCAGCACUCUGCUUCAGCACCUCAGGCUCCAGACUCGCCAGCGCCUCCCAGAAGGGCACUGUGAUCCGAGUCUUCUCCGUCCCCGAGGGCCAGCGCCUCUUUGAGUUUCGCCGCGGCAUGAAGAGGUGUGUGGACGUCAGCUGUCUGUCCUUCAGCCCUGAUGGACACUUCCUCUGCUGCUGCAGCAACACUGAGACUGUGCAUGUCUUCAGACUGGAGGAGCCAGGCCUCAGUCAGCAGCAGCAGCAGGAGGAGGAGGAGGAGGUGUCUUCGUGGGGCUCGUACGUGGGUAGGAUGUUCUCCGCUGCCAGCUCCUUCCUCCCUGCUCCGGUGUCGGACCUGAUAAGCCAGGACCGCGCCUUCGCCACCGCACAGCUGCCCUGGGCCGGGCGCGGGAACACAUGUGCCCUGGCCGUGAUCCAGAAGCUUCCACGUCUGCUCGUAGCCACGUCUGACGCCACACUGUACAUCUACACUUUUGACCCAGCACUGGGGGGCAAGUGCCACCUGUCCCACACACAUCAACUUGUGGGAGCCCAACUCCAGGACCAAAGUGAAGGGACCCUGUCAGUGGCAUCAGAUUCCUCAGGACCACUGACCCCUGUGCCCUCGUAUGCUGCCACAGCUGCCUUACCCCCGGCUCCAGGCCUGACCGCUGCUGUGCUCACAGGGUACAGUGAGGACGGUGGCUGCAAAGAGGGGGAGGUGAUCCCAGAGCACGAGCUGGCAGCUGGACCUGUGUGCCUGGAUGAUGAGAGCGAGUUUCCCCCUAUCAAGGGUGGAGACGGUAGCGAUGUGUCUGAGAGCGACAGCUUCUGCAAACUCUGA